Molecule: messenger RNA, 2023 nt
Organism: Dipodomys spectabilis (banner-tailed kangaroo rat)
Lineage: Eukaryota; Metazoa; Chordata; Mammalia; Rodentia; Heteromyidae
Gene: Wdr45b
Product: WD repeat domain 45B
Exons: 10
Coding region: 79-1113 (344 amino acids)
Biological process (GO): autophagy of mitochondrion; nucleophagy; protein lipidation
Cellular component (GO): cytosol; extrinsic component of membrane; phagophore assembly site membrane
Molecular function (GO): phosphatidylinositol-3,5-bisphosphate binding; protein binding; phosphatidylinositol-3-phosphate binding
Source: RefSeq, a predicted model, not a curated record
GGCCCGCACGGACCCCGGCCUGAGCGGCAUGCGGCGCUGAGGAGCGGCGGACCCGCGCAGCGGCCCCCGCGCGGCGCCAUGAACCUCCUGCCCUGCAACCCGCACGGCAACGGGCUGCUGUACGCGGGCUUCAACCAGGACCACGGGUGCUUUGCGUGUGGGAUGGAGAAUGGAUUCCGAGUCUAUAACACCGAUCCACUCAAGGAGAAAGAGAAACAAGAGUUUCUGGAAGGAGGAGUCGGCCAUGUGGAGAUGUUGUUUCGCUGCAACUAUUUAGCUUUAGUUGGUGGUGGGAAAAAGCCGAAAUACCCUCCCAACAAAGUGAUGAUCUGGGACGACCUGAAGAAGAAGACUGUCAUCGAGAUCGAGUUCUCCACGGAGGUCAAGGCGGUCAAGCUGCGGAGAGACAGAAUCGUGGUGGUGUUGGACUCCAUGAUUAAGGUGUUCACGUUCACACACAACCCUCAUCAGCUGCAUGUCUUUGAGACCUGCUACAACCCUAAAGGCCUCUGCGUCCUGUGUCCCAACAGUAACAACUCCCUCCUGGCCUUCCCGGGCACCCACACGGGCCACGUGCAGCUGGUGGACCUGGCCAGUACGGAGAAGCCGCCCGUGGACAUCCCCGCACACGAGGGCGUGCUCAGCUGUAUCGCUCUCAGCCUGCAGGGCACCAGGAUCGCAACGGCCUCGGACAAGGGGACCCUUAUAAGAAUAUUUGAUACUUCAUCAGGGCAUUUAAUCCAGGAGCUACGAAGAGGAUCUCAAGCAGCUAAUAUCUACUGCAUCAACUUCAAUCAGGACGCGUCGCUCAUCUGCGUGUCCAGUGACCACGGCACCGUGCACAUCUUCGCAGCCGAAGACCCAAAAAGGAAUAAGCAGUCAAGCCUGGCGUCAGCCAGCUUCCUUCCCAAGUACUUCAGCUCCAAGUGGAGUUUCUCCAAGUUCCAGGUCCCCUCCGGCUCUCCGUGCAUCUGUGCCUUUGGAACGGAGCCCAAUGCAGUCAUUGCGAUCUGCGCCGAUGGCAGCUACUACAAGUUCCUGUUCAGUCCCAAGGGCGAGUGUGCGCGGGAUGUGUGUGCACAGUUCCUGGAGAUGACGGACGACAGGCUGUGAUGCCCGUGGCCGCGCUCCGGGUGCCCGCGGGCUCCUGGGACCGCGUCCUGAGGCCCUGCGUGGCUGUCCUUCCAGAGCCGGGCUUACGGCUCCCACAUUAAAGAGGAUCACCGGCCCAGCUCCGCAGACGCUGCCCUGUCAUUCAGCUCUGGCAUUGGCGUUGGUGUUCCCGCUGCUCCCUCAUGCCUGCCCAGAGCAGCCGUGAUGGCAGAAGCUUGUGUCUGCAGCAGCUCCAUCAUUGCCCCCGAGCCCGCGGUGACGUGCAGGUGGGCAUGUCAGCCGAUGCAGCCUGGGCCUGCUGCACAGAGACGCAGCCGGCCGUUGCGAGCACCAGCACCACGGCCCCUGGGCCCAGCGUGGCGCCCCACGAGCCCUGGUCCUCGACCGACCGGGCUGGCUCUCCUGGUUAGACUGGGUUCAAAGGGAGUUUUCCGGUACAGACAGGGGACAAGUCAGAGGGGUCGGAGAAGGCGGUGGGUAGUUUGGGGCCCUGCCCUGCAGUGUCCACUGCCGUCUGCCUGUCACUGGGAGCGGUGGCAGCCGCUGCCCACUCCCAAGCCCCCUCCCCCUGGCAUCUGGAGGAAAACUGAACACUACCCUGAACGGGAGACAUGGCCGCACUGGUGUGGGUACAGGACCUGCGUGGUGGUGCCACCGAGCUGUGCAUUAAUUGUCUUGAGUCCUUUCCAGGAAGCCCGGUUUUAGUUUUGAGUUCAUGUUGCAGACAUUUAAACUCCACCCGACGUCGAGUUCCCGACCUGCCGGUGUCUUCACUGUGAUGUAAUCAGCUUUGUGUGUGGAUUCCAUGUCACGUAUGCAUGCUGCCUCCAUGUGUAUUUAAUCAUGAAACUUAAUUUUUGCACACUUAUUUGUACUGUUCUUUUCAAUAAAAGUGACUAAUUUUGUUGUA